AUGGCUUCGUUUAUUCCUUUUGAAAGUAUCAGAGUAAAAGACGCUAAGAGGGAGGAAAAACGGAAAGCAAGGGCUGUCGUUUUGGAAAAUGCAAAGAAGGACUAUGAAAAAGCUGAGUGGAGAAAAGAACAAGCAAAACUACGAGGAGAAGAUAAAUGGAUGUUACCAACAAUUCAACAAAGACUUGAUAAAGAAGAAAAGGAAAUGGGAAAAUUUAAAAAGUCGAAGAAACAUAAGAAAGAAAAGAAGAAAAAGAAGAAAGUGAAAAAAGAGAAAAACAGAAAGAAAAAAGACUACAGUGGAUCUGACAGUGAACAAUCAUCUGACAGCGACAAUGAUGCAGAUAUCUGGGUUGAGAAACAAAAGGAUAGCAAUACGUCUGUAGAAGAAAAGGGAAUAGCUGUGAAAGGGCCACAACUCCAGCGAGACAGUUGGAUGGAUGCUCCCACAGAUUUGAUUCCUUUGACAUCACGACAGGAAAUAAGGGAGCGUAUUAAGCAAGACAAGGAAGAGAAAGAGAAACAAAAAAACCUUCUGGAUCAGCCAGGGCAGCAUGCUUUAGAACUAAAUCCAUAUUGGAAGGAGGGAGGAACUGGGUUACCUGAGACAGAGAAGAAAAAAGACAAGCCUUCUAAAGUGAUGGGAGAUGGAGGCUUGUCCUGGAUACGAAAGUCCUAUGAUAGGUGUGUCCAAAAGGCCAGGGAAGAGAACAGAACUUUGGAGGAUGUUGCUGCUGAAACACAUGGAUCAUUGGAAGCUUUACAACAGACAUUAGCUGCUGCAGAAAAAGCAAACAAAGAGAUGAGGAAGGGACAGGAGGAAAAUAUUAGAUCAUCUGAAUCAAGAGAAAACUACAAAAAGUCACGCAACAGCAACAAUAAUGGGGAUCCAAUGAUGACUAGUAGGAAAAAGACUUUUUGGAAGCCCGGCAACAGUGAUAGUGAACAGACAUCAACUUUUCAUAGGAGGUCAAGGUCAAAAUCAAAUGACCGAUAUAAGUCAAGGAGAAGGCAUUCAAAAUCUAGGUCGAGAUCACGAUCAAGGGAAAGGUCAAGAAGGUCAAGGUCAAAAUCAAAUGGCCCAUAUCGGUCAAGAAGAAGACAUUCAGAAUCUAGGUCAAGGUCAAGAGAGAAGUAUAGAUCAAGAAGGUCAAGGUCAAAUUCAAGGGAAAGAUACAGAUCUAGAAAUUUGUCAAGAGAGAGACAUAGGUCAAGAUCAAGAGAUGCAGAUAGAACAAUGUCAAGGUCAAAUUCAAAUUCUAGAAAUAGGCGAUCUGAAAGAUCAAGAUCACAUGAAAGGGAAUCGAGGGAGAAAAAUAAUUUAAAGAAAAGAUUUAUGAGACCAGGAGAUAGUGAUGAAGAAGUUAAAACCCCACCAAGGUCAAAGUUUAUGAGACCAUCAGAAAAUGAUGAGGAAUCCUACAAUAAGUCUUAUUCAGACAAGAACUCUUCGAGGGGAGAUAAUUACACACCAUCAUGGAAGAAAAAGGAGUUCAUGAAACCAAAAGAAUGUGAUAAAGUGUUGUCAAAAAUGUCAGACAGUAAACCUUCCAAUGAUAAACAGCAGCGUUCUUCUUCAGUAUCCAGUACAUCUUCAGAGAGUAGUGCAUCAUCUGAAUCCGAGUCUGAUCAAGAGGAGGCAAUAACAAAGAAACCAGUCAUCAAACAAGAAAUCAAGAUUCUAACAGAACAGGAAAUGAACCAACUCGGAGCGAAACUAGUCAAAGCAGAGUUAAUGGGGAAUGAGGCAAUGGCAUCUAAAAUCAAAGCACAGAUGGAAGCCUCUCGUAAGCUGAAGGAAGAAUACAAGGAUAGACCACAACCAUCUGUGGAGAUGGAAGAGGAAGGGGAGGAAGGGGAUAGUGAUGUAGUUCUCACCCGAACAGGACGUGAUGGAAUGGUCCGUCCACUCCCUGACAGCCAACACCCUAAGGAGCACGGCAAACGUAGGAGGAAGAAAGAGAAGGUGGAUACUCAUGACAAGACCGGAGGCAGACAGAGAUACUUUGAUGAUGAUGAUAAAUUUGAUUUGAAUACUUUGGUACGACGGGAAAAAAUGGGUACCGCGGAGGAUCAGAACUCCAUGUUUGCCAGGCUAGCUGGAAGGGCUGUUGAGAAGACAGAUGAUGAAUACCAACUGGAUGACAUGUUCAUGUCAAGAGCUUCAAAGAAGCAGUCAGACUCACGUACAGAAGAAAGGGAACGGACUUUAGCUAUUGGAGAGCAUAGAAAAAUGGCUGCUGCUAUGGAAAGAUGUGAAUUUUGUUUUGGCAGUGUCCCAAAACACCUAAUUAUUGCAAUUGGAAAAAAGGUAUAUCUGUGUAUGCCUAACCAUCGCUCCUUGACUGAAGGCCACUGUUUGGUAGUCCCUAUGCAGCAUGUAACCUCUAGUACAGCCAUGGAUGAGGAUGUUUGGAAUGAAGUACAGCUGUUCAGAAAGACUUUGACUAAGUUGUUUGAAAACAUGGACAUGGAUGUGGUAUUCAUGGAAACAAGUAUGGGACUGAAGUAUUUCCCUCACAUGCACCUAGAGUGUGUACCCAUGCCGAGGGAGACAGGUGAUCUAGCACCUAUUUAUUUCAAGAAAGCGAUUCAGGAAUCAGAGACAGAAUGGUCACAGAACAUAAAGGUCGUAGAUCUGAGCCAGAAGAACAUCAGAAGGGCUAUACCAAAGGGAUUCCCAUUCUUUAGUGUGGACUUCGGCCUACAAGGAGGAUUUGCUCAUGUUAUUGAAGAUGAGAAUGUUUUUCCAAAGUAUUUUGGGAAAGAAAUCAUUGGUGGAAUGUUGGAUGUGGAACCAAGGAUAUGGAGAAAAAACCAGAAGGAAAACUUUGAUGAUCAGAGGAAGAAAGUUCUGCAGUUUUCUGAGUGGUGGAAACCAUAUGAUUGGACACAAAAUGAUGACGACUGAUGUUUAAAGUAUAUAGAUAAUUUGUUAAUACUAUGUCACUCCUGUCUGUGAAUCCAUAUGUAUGUUUCUGGUUAAUAUGAACCAUUAACCAGUAUAUAUAUUUCUGUUAUAGAUAAAAGUGGCUAUAUAAACCACCAAUAUCUUUAUAAUAUAAAGUUGUGAAAUUAUGUCAUUGAACAGUGAUGUUUAGAGUCACCAUUUGUUAAGUGACUUCAUAAUAUGAAAGGUCAGUGAGUGCAUCAUUGUUGGCUAAGUUUAGGUAGCUUGAGUACUCAUAUUUUACAUGUAUAUCAUACAUACAUCAUUGAGGCAUGAGAAGAUGUGAUAUAUCAUUAAUCAUCAUUGUCUGUCCCAAUUGUCUCCUUCCAAUCGUGUUUUAACUUGGAUGGGGAAGGAGAUUACUGUUAACCAAAUGUCAGGUGCUUUAACAUAUUUGUUCAACACAAAGAAUAAUGUGAUGAUGAAUGAUGCUGAUGAUUUUUUUUCAGAACUAAAAGAUUUAUGUGGAUGUAAUCAUGUUUUGACCAUUUGUAUUGGUCAGGAUUAGUGAUGCUCCAAAUGUGUUAGCGAUGAAUCAUAGAAAAUAACAAUUUAUUGAAGUAAAU
Messenger RNA from Ylistrum balloti, 3515 nucleotides. Its product is annotated as CWF19-like protein 2. Gene Ontology annotation, biological process: mRNA splicing, via spliceosome. The transcript is spliced from 18 exons. The record is from RefSeq and is a predicted model, not a curated record. The coding region runs from base 1 to 2910 and encodes 969 amino acids. Gene Ontology annotation, cellular component: post-mRNA release spliceosomal complex. NCBI's taxonomy places the organism in Eukaryota, Metazoa, Mollusca, Bivalvia, Pectinida, Pectinidae.